Molecule: messenger RNA, 3227 nt
Organism: Saprolegnia diclina VS20
Lineage: Eukaryota; Oomycota; Saprolegniomycetes; Saprolegniales; Saprolegniaceae
Exons: 15
Coding region: 84-3179 (1031 amino acids)
Source: RefSeq, a predicted model, not a curated record
GGCAAACAUCGCGCAAGAUCUCGAACUGUUGUAUCCGGAAGCACACGCACGCAAUUAGUGUUGUGGCCAAAGAUCGCAGAACGAUGGAGCCCAAGCCGUCCGAGGGCGACGGCGCCAAGACGCUGGCCCGCGCGACCAAGAUGGUGCAGGUAGCGACGACGCGGAAGCAUGCGCUCAACCGCACGGACGUCUACAGCCUCCUCCAGGACUGCUUCUCGCCCGAGGCGUCCAACGCGCUCAAGAUCCUGGGGUACCGCCUGAGCUGCCUCGCGCCGUCGUGCAUGUCGACAGAGCUAUGGCAGUUCGUCUUGGAGAGCGCUGUGAAGGAGCUCGCGGGCGCCAGUACGCAGGGCUCGGCCCCGACGCUCGUGCACGUGAUUCCCGUGUUUGACGUGCUGCCGACGACCACGAUAUUGAGCUUCCUUCAACAAGGCGAAGCAGAGCCUCUCAAGAAGAUCCAAGCGUGCGUUGGCCACGAGUCGCUUCUCGUUCGGCAAGUGGCCCUCGGCACGUUCAGCCGCAUGACGAUCCUCUGCAUCAAAGUGCUCUUUGCGCGCGGCCUUAGCCGGUUCCCGUUCGAGUCGAACGAAGCGCGCAUCGUCGCCCAGCAAGACGUCACAUCCAUUAUCAACGACAUGUGGAAGAUGAACGUACACGCGGCCGAGGCGGACGCCCCGUCCGUCGCCGCAGCGGCCUUCACGAGCCUCGCACACCUCUUUGAGCGUAGCCUCGGUAUCCAAGAGGUCACUCACUUGGACCUCGACUUGAACCCAGUGCGAGAGGAGCGCGGUCUCGAUGAGCUCGUCUCGCUCGUGUACCGCAUGGCUGCCCCGCGCUUCGAGUUCCUUCGCGCCAACGCCGAGAAGAUGCCAUUGGAAGGCCAAUUGGACGCAAUGAAGUGGCUCGCGAUGCUCUCCUACAUGAUGAUGCAGCGCAGUGGCGGCGCGACGCCCGGCCUUGCGAUUGCGCUUGUCGAACUGGACACGGGAUGCGGCCACGAUAACGAGAACGCGUCGACGGCCAAGGUGCGCGUCGACGUCAUGGUCGGCGACAUGGUCGAUGCGUGGCUCUUACCAGCCUACGGGAAAGCGUCCCUCUUGCAAGCCUACACCAUCGCCCAAGCUGUGCACAUCAUUAUGGCCCACCCGUUGCAAACGUUCUCGCGGCUCAAGUGGUCGUCGCUGCUCGUCGCUCGCUUGGCGGCGAUGACGCAAGCCGUGUCAUCGGCGGCCAUGGCGUCGAGCGUGCAAGACCGCGAACACAUGCUGCGUCUCCAAAUUGCGCUCCUUCCAUCGACCAACACGUACGACUGCCUCCAAGCGCUGCAGCCAACGAUGAUGUCGAUCGUCAGCAUCGACGCCUCUGCGCACCGGCAGCACUUUUUUGCCGACGUCUGGCGCGCCAUUGUGCCCCGCUUGUGUCGCAACGGCCAGCUCCCGCUUCUCGAAGCGCUGUGCGCAAGUCCGCUCUUCCACGGCUGCGCCUUCUUCCUCGCAUCGGGCACCAAGAGCCACGCGUCGUGUCCGGUUCAGCAAACGUCCUACGAACUGUUCAAGGCUCUUGUUGAGAGUCUCUUGACGUCGGCAGAGACGCUGGCAGCGCAAUGGGUCGUACUCAAGCAGUUUGCGCCCAUCUUGUCGAGCAAAACGACGUCGGAGCUCCGGCACGCGACGCUACUGCUGUACACGUGCCUCCUCACGCAUGCGUGCAGCCUCUCGCGUGACGCGUCGUCCGUCACGUUUCUCCACAAGUUUGUCGAGCCGUUGGCGUUAAAGAGCUUGCCGUACCCCAACGUACGCGUCCAGCUCUACUGGCUCUGCUUCAAAGUGCUGCCGCCGAAGACGACCAGCGACAUCUUUCUCGCUUGGGUCACGGCCGAGCUCGACCACAUGGAAGCUCACAAGGAUGCCGAUGCGCCGCCGCCCAUCGCACUGAGCAACGACGGGCUACUGGGCCAUCCGCCGACGGGCCGACGACCGCUUGCGACGCACGAUCUGGCUCGUUUCUUUGCCCUCAUCCUCUCGUUGAAAGCUCUCUUGGCCCGAGAGCCCGCGUUCAGCCAAGAGGUCCUCCAGGUUCUCGGUCGCGUGCGCCAGCGCCACGCCACGCACCGCGUCAUUUGCGCAACAGUGGACCAAGCGAUGGAGGACGUUUCGAGCUCGUCAGCGCGACCCCGUGACCUCGACGCCCUGCCCGUGUGCAUUUUGCCUGAUCUCUUUAGCGUGUCGGCCACAUUUCCGCAAGUCUCGUCGACAGGCGUGCGUCGUCACCACGCGCCGUCCUCGAGCAGCGUCGGCACCGUCGUCUCGGGGCCCAUGGAUCCGCUCUGCCUUCAAAUCUCGUUCCGCGAACCGUCGGAAGCGCCCGAGCUCGUGGCGCUCGGCAUCACGAUCGUAAAUGCGAGUUCGAUCGCGUUUUCCAACUUUAGCAUUCUCGUUGGCGCCAACGGACCCGUGCGAUCGAUGGGGACAGCCGAUAGCACCCUCGUGCGCGUCACUGACGAGCUCAAGCAAAGCGGCAGCAUCACUUCGGAGAAGGUGUUUCAGUUCCAGUACUUUGGCCGCGCCCAAUUCACCUUCCGCGUCGUCUACGAAGGCGAGACUCCGCUGCGCAUGGGCCUCAGCGACGCCUACGCCAUGCCUUUGGAAGCGCUUUUGCAACGCCCGAGCUCGCGCGACGCGGCGGCUUUCCAGUCGCACUGGCAAUCUGCGGUAGCCAACCGCGUCUACAACGUCACUGCGUCCUCGACCUUGGCGGUGCACGACCUCAUUGAUGCGCACGACAAGAUCGAGCGCAUUGACGGGCUCGACCUCGUGACCCCCGAGUGGGCUCAAUUUCACUUUCUCACGACGACCAAGUGGAAACAAAACGUUCUUCUCGUGCUCUCUGCAGCGCGGGACGACGGCUGGCACGGCACGUGGGAGGUACGGGGACCCUCGUUAGUGGUUGCCGAGCUCGACAAGAGCCCCGCUGAGCUUUUGCGUUUGCUGUCAUCCAGCCUCGACGUUGCCGCGGUCGCAGUGCCCGAGAAGCGGCCAGCAGCAACGAGUCCUCGCCACGGCAAAACCAAGGACCCCCUCUCGCCAUCAAAUGCCGGCGGCCGCGACCAAGUCCGUGACAGCACGCCGACGACGACGCGGCGAGCGCUCAUGAGCUUCUUUGGCGCCAAAGCCCAGUAGCGAAGAUAUAUAUGAAUUGAAUCAAUAUACAGUCUCUGCUUGGAAGGA